AUUUGAAAGUGGACACAGCAUGGUCGCCCAAGGAGUGGCGCCGCCGGAGAUGGCAUUUGAGCACGAAAUCGUGCAUGUCGAGGACAAGUGGGCAGAGCUUUUGCCGGCGCGAAUACCCUUGCGGUAUGCCUUCUUCCGCUACUUGGGAUUCUGCAUCAAGGUGCGGGGUAGUGCGACCGGACACACAGCGCACAAGGCGCUGAAACCUGCGUCCCGAGCGGCUCUGCGGAUAAGAAUCACCACGAGCCAGGGAGUCGUGUUGGACGAAAAGGUUGGAUCGCAUUUCAAAGACGGCGUUUACUAUGUUCAAGACAUCUCGUUGCAAGACGAAGGGCUGCAUACGAUCAAUGUCUGGAUGGAAAGUCGAUUUUUCUCUUCGGUGAAGCCAUUCUCCCACGAGCUGCACGUCCACCAGUUCAUGAGGCUGCAUGACGACCCGGUUGGGCUGUUUGGUGGCCCAUAUGGAGGACUCCGCAGAACUGUUGACCCGUACCUGUUUGGAGGACACGAUUAUGAAGCGAGGGACGAUGUACAAUGGACAGACGCCAUCCUGGACGAAUGUUUGGCCAAAUCCAAGAGCAAACUGCGCACUGCAGACGCCAAGUGGUGGCUGCGGCAAUUCGUCGACCAAGGGGAGCUGCAAGCAAAGAAGCAACAACAAUUGCGGAAAGCCACCGAUCAAGUCGCCCAUCCCAGGCAAGGGAAAAUGUUCCUGAUGUCUUUGUAGGCCUUGCGCUCGACCAGCCACCCCGCGCGGCCGCGCAAGCAGUCACGUCCAAUCCGCUCGGGUGACAAACGCGAUCACGACAACUAUUUUCAAGGGCGUCAGAGGGAGAUCAAGCGUCAACGCUCCGGCCAAAUUCGCAUCUUUGCGCAUGAGCCGUUGCAUGCGAACGAGACCCAAGUCGUCUUCAGCAAGCGCGACCUUCAUCACCAGCUUGUGCUCUAUUCCCAAAAGCAAUGAGGAUGGUCGUGAAUUUAAUUGAUGGGAGUAUUAUUGGUUAAAAUUAAAAUCAUUCUUGCAAUUGAU
Molecule: messenger RNA, 1030 nt
Organism: Aphanomyces invadans
Lineage: Eukaryota; Oomycota; Saprolegniomycetes; Saprolegniales; Verrucalvaceae
Exons: 5
Coding region: 20-727 (235 amino acids)
Source: RefSeq, a predicted model, not a curated record